AUGGCUUAUGAUCGCACAGGGUCAAGGCACCUGGCCUACCACUUGCGUCCAGGAAACCCUAGAAGGUCUAGGGUGGGAAAACAAGCUCUUGAAAGUCUCGCUCCUCAUGCCGCAAAGCUCUCAACACAUUUGUCAGGAAAUUAUGUCCUGCAAAAGCUGUUUGACUAUGCGAGUAAUUUGAGGAAUGAGGUGGUUCAUGGGGAGUGUGGCUUCACCUCCAUUGUGCGCUUUUUGACCCGUGACAAGGGACUGGUGACUUCUUCAAAAGAUCAGCGGGGUACCUUUACAAUUCAGAAAAUGCUUGUGUGCCUCUAUGGAGCUCAAGAAAUGAAGAUGGUUAUGGAAAGCAUUAAAGGAAGCAUUCUUUCAAUGGUGAUGGACCAGUAUGCGGUUUAUGUUAUUGAAAGAAUCGCUGAAAUAUGCAUUUGCUCCUUACGCCCGCCUAUGGGAAUGAAAGCACGAAUUCCACCAUCCUUAGCAUUCACUUCUUUAGCACAAAUCUGUGCGGAGCUUGGUAAAGAUCAAGAAACGUCAGUUUAUGUUGGACAACAUGGGCUGGCAUCACUGCUUCUAAUUGAGAGUAUUCGCUGGUCACUGCCUUCAAGGCACGCGAUUGCUGCUGCUCUGAAUAUGGCGAGUGGUGGUAAUAAGCUCUUGAAGACCCGCGCUGGAGUUCGCUCCAUGCAAGGCCUCUUAAGCUUGGAUCUGGUGGAAGUAGCCGAGACUAUGCUGGGGUCAAUGUCUGGCUGCUUUUCAGACAUGGCUUGUGAUACCUCCCCGCUACAGAGUGGGCGGCUGCUUCGAGCGUGUCUUGCAACACCAUCUUUACCAUCAGCAUCACGGGCAAGAAUUGUUGAUGAACUUCUCGAGGCAGCUGCACAUGUUUCAUAUUUUUCCAAGUCCGAACAAGCCCUGGAAAUUCUGUGUUUUGGCCUGAGCAUCCUUCCUGACGACAUGUUGAAUGUGAGGGUCGACCGAGUGUCAAGCCUGCUAAGUUCGCAAGCAUUUCAUCAUCUUCUGACGACCCUUGAGUACAUGAGAAAAACCUACUACACAGAACCCACUCAACUCCUUGCCUACAUCGUAUCAGCCGCCGCUCUCUCAAGGGGUCAGUUCUUUUCAUCCAUCGCCGCAAGGAGUUCAGACUAA
Messenger RNA from Closterium sp. Naga37s-1, 1149 nucleotides. NCBI's taxonomy places the organism in Eukaryota, Viridiplantae, Streptophyta, Zygnematophyceae, Desmidiales, Closteriaceae. The record is from the annotation of a GenBank genome assembly.